GUAUAAGGAAAUGCUAGAUCUAGUGAUAUCACCCAGCCUGACUGUAAAUAGAGAGUGCCCUGACAGAUUGAAGCUUAACCUUUCUAACAUUUAUGCCGUGGCUCCAGAUGACAUAGAAGGUAAGUCAAAGCAGAUUUUUCACAGUGAGUAUGAAGGUGAGUCAGGCAACAGCAAAGCAGCUCCACAUUGUCCUCUCCAUCUGUACUCCACAAAACAUUAUCCCCAUAUAGUGACAGUCUCAUCGUUCCCAACAAUGGCAACAUAUGGACAGACUCAGUACAGUGCGGGAAUCCAACAGGCUGCUGCAUACACUGCCUACCCUGCUCCUGGGCAGCCCUACGGCAUACCCUCCUACAGCAUCAAAACAGAGGACAGCCUGAGCCAUUCCCCAGGACAGAGUGGGUUUCUUAGCUAUGGAUCCAGCUUCAGUACCCCAACUGCUGGACAAGCACCAUACACCUACCAGAUGCAUGGCACAACAGGGAUUUACCAGGGAGCCAAUGGCCUGACAAAUACUGCUGGAUUCAGUGCUGUGCAUCAGGAAUAUUCAUCAUACCCAAGCUUUCCUCAAAGCCAGUACUCACAGUAUUACAGCUCCUCCUACAACUCUCCCUACAUGUCCACAAACAGCAUCAGCCCUUCAGCCAUCCCAACCUCCACUUAUUCACUGCAGGAGUCUUCUCACAAUAUCACCAGCCAGAGCACAGAAUCACUGUCUGGGGAAUAUGCAACAACACCAGCAAAAGAUAUAGAAACAGACAGACAUCACAGAGGUUCGGAUGGCAAGGUACGAGCCCGGUCAAAAAGAAGCAACGAUCCUUCUCCUACUGCUGACAGUGAGAUUGAGCGUGUAUUUGUGUGGGAUUUGGAUGAGACGAUAAUUAUUUUUCACUCCUUACUCACGGGAACCUUUGCAUCCAGAUAUGGGAAGGACACUACAACGUCUGUGCGGAUAGGUCUUAUGAUGGAAGAAAUGAUCUUCAACCUUGCAGAUACACAUCUGUUCUUUAAUGACCUGGAGGACUGUGACCAGAUCCACAUAGAUGAUGUAUCGUCAGAUGAUAAUGGUCAAGAUCUAAGCACAUAUAACUUCUCUGCAGAUGGCUUUCACAGUUCAACUGCCAGUGCAAAUCUAUGUCUGGGCUCAGGCGUUCACGGGGGAGUUGACUGGAUGAGGAAAUUAGCAUUCCGCUACCGCCGGGUGAAAGAGAUGUACAACACCUACAAAAACAAUGUAGGGGGUUUAAUAGGAGCUCCUAAGAGGGAAACCUGGCUGCAGUUAAGAGCAGAACUCGAAGCGCUGACUGAUCUCUGGCUCACACAUGCUCUGAAGGCGCUGAAUUUGAUACAUUCCCGGCCUAACUGUGUGAAUGUGUUGGUCACCACAACUCAGCUUAUACCAGCUCUUGCAAAAGUUCUUCUCUAUGGACUGGGCACUGUCUUCCCCAUUGAAAAUAUUUACAGUGCAACAAAAACAGGGAAAGAAAGCUGUUUUGAAAGAAUAAUGCAAAGGUUUGGAAGGAAAGCCGUGUACAUUGUAAUAGGAGACGGUGUUGAAGAGGAACAGGGAGCAAAAAAGCACAACAUGCCAUUCUGGAGAAUCUCUUGUCAUGCUGACCUGGAAGCUCUUCGGCACGCCUUGGAACUUGAAUAUUUGUAGCAGACCCCAACAUCUUAGCACUGUGAGGGCUUCACUCAAACUAUUACAUCGGUUCCGCCUAUUCCUCAGCAUUUUCUUAUUAAAAAAAAAAAAAAUCCCACAGCAACUGCAGUUUUUCUUUUUUUGAAGGAGAACCCUUUCAGUGGAAGCCUCUAAGAACUUGCAGCCAAAGAACAUUGUACCAAGUCCUUCUUCUUUUGAACAGAGGAAAAGCCUUCAGAUAACUCUGGGGAGCCUGCAGUUACACGCUUAAGCCGGAUGCACAGAGCUGUAACUGCCUUUUUGCCAUCGACAACAAACACUAGAAGUCUUGGGUCUACUUGUCAGUUUUCUUUUAAAAGGGGAAGAGGACAUAGUAAAGAGUCUGUGAGCAUGCUCUGUGCAUACUACAUCAUAUCACAUGGGACCUUCUGAAAAUAAGAGUGAAACUGUUGAUUUUUUUGUUUGUAUUUUUUAAUUUAUGAACUAAUCUCAUUACUCUGGUAUUAAGCUCUGUACCUGUGUUUUUAAUCUGGCUUUUUGGGGUGGGUGGGUGGGUGGGGAGAGUCCUGCCAUUCUAAAUUAAGAGUGCAUUUCUCCAGGACAAUCUCUGGGGAAAAUCAUGUUGUGUACAGUAACAAUAAGGACACAUGGGACUGCCGGUAAGAACUAUAGCUGUGUUUUUAAAUCUUACAUGGAUGGUAUGUGGACUGUGCAUGUGUCUACACGGUGCCUUAUGCUGCCAUCUUGGUUUGGGGGGUUGGGGGUGGGGGAAAAGUACCUUGUGAUGAGUGAAAGGCAUUAAAUAAAAAAAUGUUUACAUUUUGGGGAACUAGGUUACCUGCCUUCUCUUCUCUCCAGCCGCUCUUGGGCCUAGGAGUAUAUGUAGAAUACGUACUCCUCCUUUCAAGGUGGGGUUGGAUUAGGACGACUCUGAACACAGCCCCUCAGAGGCAAAACGGAGUCUGUAGCCAACUAUUCUGUCUGUUGGUGCACAGAGUGAAGAGAGUGGCUUUGUCCACUGGAAAAGAACAUGGAUAGUCAGCAAAUCCAACUUUUCUUGCAGAGGAAGAUACAGGGCAAGCAAAUAUUGCAGCUGUGCAUAUUUAUUUUUAUGUAAAUAAAUGCAUCUACAAGUAUGUUUCAGCUUUA
Molecule: messenger RNA, 2791 nt
Organism: Anas platyrhynchos (mallard)
Lineage: Eukaryota; Metazoa; Chordata; Aves; Anseriformes; Anatidae
Gene: EYA2
Product: EYA transcriptional coactivator and phosphatase 2
Biological process (GO): cell differentiation; multicellular organism development; positive regulation of DNA repair
Cellular component (GO): nucleus
Molecular function (GO): protein tyrosine phosphatase activity
Source: RefSeq, a predicted model, not a curated record